GAGCCCAGCCAGGCAGCGCGCUUCCCAGCUUUAGUGUGUACACCGCGCCGCGCACUCUCGCACGCGAUCCGGCGCGUCGUAAAAACUGCGAUUAGCCAUCCAAGUGACAGCCGACGACCAUCGACAACGACUACGAUGACGGACGCGGCCAUCCCGGUGCCGCACAUGCAGCGCCUGCUGGAGGCCGUCGCCAAGCGGAAGGGCUUCCGCAAACCGAGGUAUGCGGUGUCCGCGGGCAGCCAGGUGGGCGACAACUACCUGGGCGUCCUCUUCCGCGUGGUGGUGACGGAGGACGGCGACGACGACAAGCCCGGCCUGCGCCUCAUCCUCAAAGGCAUGCCCCUCAGCGCCAAGCGGCGCGAGCAGAUGCAAGUGGGAUCCUUCUUUGACAACGAGUUCCACGCCUACCGCACCGUGCUGCCCGCCCUCGCGCGCUUCCUCGCCGACAAGGCCGUGGACGACGUCAAGGAGCCUGGACUCUUCCCCAACACGGCCAGGUGCCACGAAGCGAGCUCGGGCGGCGAGGAGGGCCAGGACACCCUGGUGCUGGAGGACAUGCGGCCGCUGGGCUUCACGAUGCACGACCGGCGCGUCGGCCUGGACGAGCACCACGUGCGCGCCGUCUUCAAGUCGCUGUCCUUCCUGCACGCCGCCAGCAUGGCCAUGGAGGCGCAGCGCCCAAAGGACUUCGCCAAGAUCCGCGACUUGUUCACCGAGACCCUGUUCGACUCCAACAACCCCAUCAUGGCCCAUGUCGAGGAGAUACUCAAGCGGACCUACGUCUACAUCGCGGACAGGCACCCGGAGGGCAGCGAGAUGUACGCCAAGGUGAAGGCCUUCAUCGACGGCUACGGGUGCACCAUGGAGCGCCUGGUGUCCAGGACCGCGACAGGCAACGCCAUCUCACACGGCGACUGCUGGACCAACAACCUCCUCUUCAAGUACAAGAAGCCUGGAGUCGUGGAGGAUGUGUGCCUGCUGGACUUCCAGCUGAGUCGGCACUCCACUCCCGUGCUCGACCUCGUGUACCUGGUGUACACGUGCACGGUGCGGGAGUGGCGCCGCCAGCACCUCAAAGCCAUGUUCAAGGAGUACCACGACAUGCUCAGCGAAAACAUUCGCCGCCUGGGCAGCGACCCGGACGAGCUGUAUUCCUGGGAAACCUUCCAGGCGCACCUUAGGGAGCGGGGCGUGUUCGGCCUGGGCAUGGCGCUCAUGACCAUCCCCGUCUUCCUGGCCGAGGCCGAGGAGAUCCCCGACUUGGACGAGUCCUUCGAGAGCGGCAAGAGUCCCUCGGAGGUGUUCGACGUGGAGUCCAAGAGCUCGCCGGAGCGCAACAAGCGGAUCUGUGACGUCAUCGAGGAGAUGGUGGAGCAAGGGUGGCUGUGAAGCGACGUCUAGAAAGAAUCCAAUGAAAUCGAUUGAAAACAAGUCAUUAUUAGCCUGAGUAUGACACUCGGCAUAGUCACUUUGACUUGAUUAUUUCGAAUGUAUCAGUAUCAGCUGUGCGCGUGCUGGUCGCGUGCUUCCAGCCUUAUUUGGCGAUGUGCCGUCAAGUGUGGUGGCGUUCUCACAACAUGCUCAACAUGCUCACAAGCAGCCGCCUCGCAGUCGGUCGGGGCUCUUCAGAACAAAACUUUAGCACAAAUGUUAAUAUUUUAAUAGUUUAUUGCAAUAAAGAGUACAAAUUGAAC
This is a messenger RNA of Thrips palmi, 1694 nucleotides long. RefSeq lists its product as uncharacterized. The transcript is spliced from 6 exons. Bases 136 to 1389 code for a protein of 417 amino acids. The record is from RefSeq and is a predicted model, not a curated record. NCBI's taxonomy places the organism in Eukaryota, Metazoa, Arthropoda, Insecta, Thysanoptera, Thripidae.